This is a messenger RNA of Oncorhynchus gorbuscha (pink salmon), 1580 nucleotides long. Its product is annotated as nocturnin-like. Gene Ontology annotation, biological process: circadian rhythm. Bases 21 to 1487 code for a protein of 488 amino acids. Gene Ontology annotation, molecular function: poly(A)-specific ribonuclease activity. The record is from RefSeq and is a predicted model, not a curated record. Lineage: Eukaryota; Metazoa; Chordata; Actinopteri; Salmoniformes; Salmonidae. The transcript is spliced from 5 exons.
CUGGUAAUUUGAUUUGCGACAUGUACGUACACAGGGAGAUGAACAGUGAUUACCCCACAGGUGGGCAAAGCCCCGGUGAAAAAGAGACGGAACCACCACCUGCAAACGCUGCAAUCGCCAUGUAUCAUCAAAGUCCUGCGGCGUCACGACUGUCAAGUAGUUUACUGACGCUGCCUAAAGAGUUACCGGCUUUCUGUGCGUCCAACCACGGCAUGCUCGUGAUGAACCCGGAGUUGCUGAAUUCACGUGCCGGUUCUCCUUAUUAUUCGGAGACACACAUCGAUAAUCUUAACAAUAAACGGAAGAAACCUGCGAUCAAAACAAGGCAGGAACGCUUCGCAGGUUCCGGAACCGUGUGUCCAAUGGGCAGUGGUGCCAGUAGACUCUACAGCUCCCUGGCCCAGACCCUAGUCAACAACAACACCACUACCACGCCCCUGGCCCAGCACCCCUCCCCCUCACAGGGGUGUCAUUCUCCCCCGGGGGGGCACCCCCUGGAGCUGCUGAGGGAGUGUGAGGAGGCUCUACGGGACAGGCCUCCUCGCCUCCUCAGAGCCUUCAUCUGCCCCGGGGAGGGAGAGGUGGACAGGGAGGAAGUGGACAACGAUGCCACCCAGAGGACCAUCAGAGUUAUGCAGUGGAACAUACUGGCUCAAGCUCUAGGUGAAGGUAUGGACAGUUUCGUCAACUGUCCCCUGGAAGCCCUGAACUGGGCGGAGCGUAAAUACCUCAUCCUAGAAGAGAUCCUCACCUACCGACCUCACAUCCUGUGUCUACAGGAAGUCGACCACUACUACGACACCUUCCAGCCAAUCCUGGCCAGCCUGGGUUACCGCGGCAACUUCUGCCCCAAGCCCUGGUCUCCGUGUUUGAAUGUGGAGGGCAACAACGGUCCGGAUGGAUGUGCUCUGUUCUACGAUGAAGCCCGGUUGGACUUGGUGGAUAGUGUGAAUGUCCGGCUGUGUGCCCUUUUAACACCCACCAACCAGGUGGCGGUCGUCACGACGCUGCGUUGCAGGGUGACAGGCCGGCGGCUGUGUGUUGCCGUGACGCACCUCAAAGCCCGGAGCGGCUGGGAAUGUCUCCGUAGUGCCCAGGGUUCCGACCUUCUCCGGAACCUCGCCACCCUCACCCAAUCCCCAGACACCCCUCUCCUCGUCUGCGGCGACUUCAACGCUGUGCCUUCAGAGGACGUCUACCAGCGUUUCGCAUCGUCACCGUUGAUCCUUGACUCCGCCUAUAAACGGUUAAGCCGGGACGGGCUUUCGGAACCGGCCUACACCACGUGGAAGAUCCGGCCGACGGGAGAGUGCUGCACCACAUUGGAUUAUAUCUGGUACUCUAGAGAAGCUUUCAGUGUGGACGCAGUGUUGGAUAUGCCUACAGAGGAACAGAUUGGCCCCAACAGGCUUCCGUCGUACAACUACCCCUCCGAUCACCUCUCGCUGGUGUGUGACUUCAGCUUUAAAAAGCAGCAGGAGGAGUGAAGAGGAUCAUAUGGACUCUUGACAAUUCGAGGGACGGAGGGAACAGAACGAGGGACGGAGGGAACAGAACGAGGGACGGAGGGAACAGAACGA